Molecule: messenger RNA, 2231 nt
Organism: Plodia interpunctella (Indianmeal moth)
Lineage: Eukaryota; Metazoa; Arthropoda; Insecta; Lepidoptera; Pyralidae
Product: transmembrane protease serine 9-like
Exons: 12
Coding region: 307-2112 (601 amino acids)
Biological process (GO): proteolysis
Molecular function (GO): serine-type endopeptidase activity
Source: RefSeq, a predicted model, not a curated record
CAAAAUAUGGAAUACUAGCUAUAGAAAUGACUAUAACCAAAAAUAGAACGUGAGGUAUGUAUUUUUUAUCCUGAAAUUAUCACGAGAACGAAGCCAGGGGAGCAGCUGGUAUAUAUAAUAUAUCUCAUAAUUUCAUCUACGAAGAUAUUCUUCUAUGCGUUUUAUUCCUAUGUGCCGUAUUUACGACAUUUAGAAGUGCUGUGAAGAGUGGAGGCAGAGCAAAUCAAAUAAACAGUCAUUAGCGUGUAAGUAAACGAAACGGCGUACUGCAGUAAAAACGCGUAUUAUAUUGUGGAAUAUUGCAUUAUGAGGAAAUUCCAAUAUAUCGCGUUACUUUUAAGGCUUCUUUUUGGAAUGGGUAAUUCAGCACGAGAUUUAUCAAACCAUCGAGCGUGGGGCCUGCUGCAUCAAUUUGAAUGUGGGGACAGCGCUGCCGACCGCAUCAUCGGGGGGGCCAAUGCUUCCCUGGGGCAGUUCCCGUGGAUAGCCAGGCUGGCAUACUCAUAUCCAGAUUCUUCGAUAGACUGGUUAUGCGGAGGCGCCAUCGUGACCGACCGGUACGUCCUUACGGCCGCCCACUGCAUCGGCACGCCGGAAGAUGAACACAAAUUAGAAUACGUGCGACUCGGCGAGCACGAUGUCCGCACGGACCCCGACUGUGUCCUGGACGUCUGCGCGCCGAAGGUCCAAGACGUGAAAGUGAAGAGAACCAUCAUCCAUCCUCAGUUUAACAACCCGGAGUUCCACAACGACCUCGCUAUUAUCGAGCUGGAGAAGCCUGUCAAAUUGAAUAAUUAUGUGGCACCGAUUUGCCUUCCUAGUACUCCAGAGCAAACGAGCACACUAAAGUUGGGAGAAAUGGUGACCGUCGCGGGUUGGGGCAAGACCAAUAUAACGACACAGGAACGCGCUAAAAUCCUCCAGACAGUUAAAAUACCAGUUCUAGAGAAGAAAAAAUGCAGCACGUUUGGAGCGUCAUUCACUAUGGGCGAUAACGAAAUCUGCGCGGGCGCUCAACUCAACAAAGAUGCCUGCGCGGGAGACUCCGGCGGGCCGCUCAUGAAGACAUUUGAUACUGUAGAAGGACCCAAGAACUUCUUAAUAGGUGUCGUGUCAUUCGGACCCGUGUUAUGUGGAAGUGUAAACCCAGGCGUAUACACCAAUCUAGCGCAAUUCAUGGGCUGGAUCUUGGACACUAUCAAAAGUUUUAGUAAAAGAAUAAUAUUUAUUAUUAUUAAAAUUUAUAAAGCAUACAUUGCUUACACAGUGGUCUACACGAUGAAAAAUCCAUUGAUACAAAAGAAUAUUCUACCGGAUAUAAUAACAUGCGGCCCCCUCUCCGAAGAAGACAGGAUAGUAGGCGGGGAUGUGGCGGCUCUGGAUGAGUUUCCUUGGCUCGUGCGCAUCAAGUAUGGCCUAAAAAAUGGGAAAGAAGUAUUUGCCUGCGCAGGAUCCUUAAUUACAAGUCGUUAUAUUGUUACUGCAGCCCAUUGCGUUGUUAACAAUCUGACAAUAACGAGUGUAAGAUUAGGCGAGAUAAAUGAUGAAGACGAUUGCAGAAGAGUACCAUGUCAGCCCGCGGAUGUGCAAGUCGAUAAAGUGAUUCCAUUUCCGAGAUACAAUAGUGAAAGCCUGUACAGAAACGACAUUGCAUUACUGCGGCUUGAGAAAGACGUUGAUUUUACUGAUUAUAUUCGUCCCGUGUGUUUACCAAUAUCCGAGACGGCUGCGAAACAAGACUACGUCCCCGACAGCGUCUACUGGACAGCCGGAUGGGGGCAGACUGAGUCUGAGAAAAAAUCCUCGCUCAAACGAAAGGUGGCCUUGGAAGCCGUGUCUAUGACACAUUGUCAGACGGUCGAAAAUAUAUCGAGUGAAGCAGCGUCCUACGUCAUAUGCGCCGGGGGGAAACCGGGCAAAGACUCUUGCAAUGGGGACUCCGGGGGUUCCCUCGUCAAGCAGAUUCAUGACAAUACUUCCGCCAACUGGUUCCUCUUCGGAAUCACCAGCUACGGGUAUAAAGAGUGCGGCACACGAGGCAGACCCGGACUUUACACAAGAGUCACGCGGUACAUGGACUGGAUUCUACACAAUAUUGCUUCGAAUACUUAAAAAUACUUCUAUUCUCUAGAAUGCAUUAUGGAAAACCAAGAAAAAAAUAUCCUUUUUUAAUACGUGAUUUAUUGACUAGGUAUAUUAAGUGUUUUGACAUAAUAAAAAGAAUACGUAUA